Molecule: messenger RNA, 1818 nt
Organism: Rotaria sp. Silwood1
Lineage: Eukaryota; Metazoa; Rotifera; Eurotatoria; Philodinida; Philodinidae
Source: the annotation of a GenBank genome assembly
AUGUCGUCUUAUAUGGAUGUUGAACAAUGUCUCUUUGUUUAUCCAUAUAUGACUACUACUGCACUUCUUUCAAGAUAUUCAUCACAACAUUCUAAUCGACGUGAAAAUGAUAUCGAACGAUUAAAACAACGUAUUGAAACUCUUGUAAAAUCAAAUGAUGAAAAAGAAAGAAAAAUAGAAGAUUUACAAACUCAAUUAGCUAAAUAUCAUCCAAUUACAAUAACACAGAUACCAUCAAUUAACACAAAAACAAUUGAUAAUUCUGUAAAUAAUCAUAAUAUUCAAAAAUGUUCUUAUGAUGCAGACGGUGAUAUAUCAGAUUCAAAUUCAUUACCAUCUCUUAAUAGUGAUAAGGAUUCCAAAUUAUCUCAAAAACCUUUAUCAUCUCAUAAUGAACAUGAUUUAUUUACAAAUUCAUAUCAAAAUCCAUUAAGUAAACUAAAACUUGACGCAUUAUAUCGUGCUUCAAGUGCGGAACCAAUGUUAAUUCGAGAAUUUACAAAUACUCCUAUUCAUGAUAUAUCAACUAAAAAACGAACACUUACAUUAAACAAUCGAACAAAUUAUAAAUAUGAUCAAAGUGGUUAUGUAUCAGAUGGACCAAGUCGAAAAUAUUCAAUAUAUAAAAAAACUUUAACAAGUAAUUUAGAUAAAAAUAAAUCAUCAAGUGUUAAAGGAUUAAAAAAUAUAUUUGGAAAAAUUAUUCGAACAAAUUCAGGACAUUUUAAAGAAGAUGAUGAACAAAAAUUAUUAACUUCAUUUCAACGUCAAGAUUUAAUAACUACAAUUAAUUAUGAAAAAAAUUUAUCAAAACAACUUAGUCCAAUAGAAGCAAAAUUUGUUCGUUGGCAAACAGAACAAAUAGUUAAUUGGUUAUAUGGUAUUGGUCUUGGUCAAUAUGCAAGUGAAUGUCGAAAAUAUUUUAAAAAUGGUUUACAAUUAUUAAAUGCAACACCACAAGAAUUAGAAAAAAAAAUGGGUAUGCGUAAUCCAUUACAUCGAAAAAAAAUUCAAUUAUAUUUAAAUAGUCUAUGUACUGGACAAACAGAAGUUAAUUGUCUUGAUACACAUUGGGUUUUAAGAUGGCUUGAUGAUAUUGGUCUUCCACAAUAUAAAGAAUAUUUUGCUGAAUCAAAAGUUGAUGGUCAAGUUUUAAAUAAUUUAACUCUUGAAGAUAUUAUUAAUUUAAAUAUAACAAAUGAACUUCAUCAUUUAAGUAUAAAACGUUCAAUACAAGUAUUACGUUUCAAUAAUUUUAAUCCAACUUAUUUAAAACGACGACCAAGUCCUGAUGAUAAAAAUGAUAUAGAUGAAAUAAUGUAUUGGUCUAAUCAUCGAUUUAUGGAAUGGUUAAGAUCAAUUGAUCUAUCGGAAUAUGCACCAAAUUUACGUGGAUCUGGUGUUUGUGGUGCUCUUAUUGUUCUUGAAUUACGCUUUAAUGUUUCAACUCUAGCAGAAAUUUUAUCAAUACCAACAUCAAGAACUUUAUUAAGACGACAUUUAUCAAUGCGUUUUCAAGAAUUAAUUGGUAAUGAUUUACAAAAUCGUAAAAAUCAAUAUGAAAAAUCUCCUAAUUGUCAACCAUUAACAUUACAUACAAAAAUUAAAUUUUCACGUGGAUUAUUUUCUCAUCGACGAUCACAUUCAAUUGAUAUUGAUGAUCUUAUUUGUCCAAUUAAUGACAAUAACAUAAUUAAUGGAAUAUCACCAUGUCUUAAGCAUUAUCAACGAAAAGGAUCAUCAAUGGUUGAUAAUUUAGAAAAUGAAGUGGGUCUUUGUUUUCUAUUUGUGAUUUUAAUUUAUUUGAAACAAAAUUAA